UUGUAGUUAUUGGUUAUGUUUGAAUUCAAGAGUCCUUGGUAAAAGGCUUAUUUUUUUUGUUAAUUUCUUUAGUUUGUGAAAGUUCUGUUAAUAUUUACCUGAAAAUAUAAUGAGACGAAGUGCUGCUCCAAGUCAAGCAGGAAAAGACUCGCCCACCCAAGUGAAAUCACUAAUUUCCAGCAGCCAAAUUAAUGUUUCCAAAGCAUUUUGUUCGCCUCUCACUCAGUCGCUAAAAAGGACUAGGAAUUCGGGAAAAGAUAAUCCCAAAGCUAAACUAAGAUCUCUAAGGAAAGCAGAUGAAAAUAACGAAAUUGUGUAUCCUUCAAAUCAUGAAGAAAUCAUUAAACAACUCUCCAAACCGUACAUUUGUCCGAUACCGAAUUAUGAAGGGGCGCAGUCCACCAAGAAUUUGGGUAUUCGUAGAGCGCAACCUAAAAGAGCCUUAUACGAUCCUAAUAUGCCCAAUGCUUUAGUUUUAUAUACUCCGCCCCCUCAAACUCUUCAUGAUAAGCUAAAGAAUGAAAAGGAUGUUUUAGUACAUGUAGUAGUGGAUCCUCAGUUGGGAAACAUUUUGAGACCUCAUCAAAGAGAAGGGGUGAAAUUUAUGUACGAUUGCGUCACAGGCAUCCAAAUCCCAGAUUAUUAUGGAUGCAUUAUGGCAGACGAAAUGGGUCUAGGAAAAACGUUGCAAUGCAUCACGUUGCUCUGGACUUUAGUUAGACAGGGACCACAAGCUAAGCCCAUUAUUUCCAAAGGAAUCAUUGUAUGUCCCAGUAGUUUGGUUAAAAAUUGGUAUAAUGAAAUAAAUAAGUGGCUCGGUGGUCGUCUGCCUUCUGUUAUGAUAGACGGAGGGCCUGAGGUUAAAAAGAAGGUUACACAGUUUAUGCAGGGACAAGGCAGGAUGGCCAUACCAGUUUUGAUUAUUUCUUAUGAAACGUUUAGGAUGCAAGCGGAAAUUUUGCAUGGCAGCGAAGUUGGGUUGGUUAUGUGUGAUGAGGGACACAGGCUUAAAAAUUGUGAAAAUCAAACAUACAGAGCUCUGAUGGGAUUGAAAGCUAAAAAAAGAGUUUUACUGAGUGGAACUCCAAUUCAAAACGACCUUCUGGAAUAUUUCAGUUUAAUUCAUUUCGUUAACGAAGGACUUUUAGGAACCUCUAGCGAAUUUAAGAAGAAAUAUGAAAACUGUAUUUUAAGAGGUCAAGAUUCAACUGCAACAGACUUGGAACGUGAAAAAGCAGUUGCGAAAAUUACAGAACUCACCACCAUAGUUAAUAAAUGCAUUAUCAGACGCACAUCGGCCCUAUUGACCAAAUAUCUACCUGUUAAGUUUGAAAUGAUUGUAAUAUGCCAACUGACUGCUUACCAAAAACAACUGUACUUAAACUAUAUCAAUUCAGAGGCAAUCAAACGAACUAUAUUGGAUAGUGAAAAGGGUGAAAAAUCAAAAGGAACCGGUGGAACUAGUUCUUUAGCCAGUAUUACAACUCUUAAGAAACUUUGCAACCAUCCGGAUUUGAUUCUCGACAAAAUACAAGAAGGAGGGGAAGGAUUUGAGAAAUCUCAGAAUAUUUUGCCACCCAAAAGGGGCACUAAUGAUGUCAGAAUAGAGCUGUCAUCGAAACUUAUUAUAUUGGAUUACUUUCUGGCUAAUUUGAAAUCCACCACUGACGAAAAAGUUGUCAUUGUUUCUAACUGGACUCAGACGCUGGAUUUGUUUGAACAAUUGUGGAGAAGAAGGGGCUACCAAUACGUGCGAUUAGACGGCACAAUGACCAUUAAAAAACGCGCCAAAGUCGUAGAGAAUUUCAACAAACCGGAUUCCACAGAUUUUAUUUUCAUGCUCAGUUCUAAAGCAGGAGGUUGUGGCUUAAAUUUAAUUGGCGCCAAUAGGCUGGUAAUGUACGAUCCGGACUGGAACCCGGCAAACGACGACCAGGCCAUGGCCAGAGUAUGGAGAGAUGGGCAACAGAAGCCCUGUUAUAUUUACAGAUUUUUAACGGCUGGAACAAUAGAAGAGAAAAUUUUCCAGAGGCAGACUCAUAAGAAGGCUCUCAGUUCGACUAUUGUAGACAUGAACGAAGAGACAGCAAGACAUUUUAGUGUUGCAGAAUUAAGGGAUUUAUUCAGAUUAGAAAACACAGAAUCUGAUACCCACGAUAAAUUGAGAUGUAAAACUUGCCUGAAUAAAAUUCCCAUAAAAAAUCCACCAGAGGAAGCAGACUGUACCAGCGAUUUAUCUCAGUGGUUCCAUUGUUGGGAUAAGAAAGGACUCGCUGAUAUGGUUUUGAAGCAAAUCUGGACCGCCUGUCCAUACAUUUCUUUCGUCUUCCAUCAGAAAUCUGCCAAACAAGAAGUACAGAAAGCAAUCAAAUUCCGGGAAGAAGACGAAAAAGAAAACGACUCUGAUUAUGAAGAACAGGACGACCCGGAAGAUUCUGAUUAUGAGAAUUGAAGUUUUGUUUGUCGUUUUUUUUAUUGUUAAUAUCAACAUAUUUGUGUUUUCUAAUAAUUAAUCUGUCAGUUUGUUGAUUUUUUUCUGUGAUAGUUUAAUGAAUUAUAAUAGUUUUCUUCUCAUUUAUCAUAGAAUCCAGUUGAAGUUAUAAUUAAUAAUAUUUAUUUUUCUAAAGAGAAUGAAUAAGUGUGCUUUUAAAGAAGCAUCUUUUUUUGAUGGUACAUUACCUAAUAUGUAUGUACUAUGUACUUAUAUCAAAUAGAUAAUAAAAUGUUAAUAUUGUUAUUUUUAAAAUAAAGAGUAAAGUUAUUUGCAAUGUUUUGCUAGCAAUAGCUUCUGAAAGUCUGGCAAUCAAUGAAAUUAUAAUGUGUUAGGGUGUUUGAAUCUCUAUCUUUGAAAGGGGUCAGAGAUGAAUGGUAGAACAAAAGUUAUUGAAAAAUAUCAUGAACCUAAAAAAUAAUAUAAUAAAUAGUAGUAGUAGAGAUUUUAAUUUAUUUCCAAUGGAAAUAUAAACUUCUGUCUAGUUUUAACUAAAAUAAAUAGUUUUAAAAAACAAGAUUCACUGAACGAAACAUUUAAUUAAUAUAUUACUAGAAAAAAAUACAACACAACAAAAAACUCUAAAUCAUAAAACAUAAACAUUAAAUUCUAAACUAAUAUAAUGUAAUAUUUUGUACUUUGUUUAUAAUUAUCAAAUGAAAAUUUGCUUCUAUGAAAAUAUUUAAGUAUUUGAAUAUUACAAGCAUUUAUGAUAAUAUGAUGGAAUUAUUUUUGUCCACCAGACAAUGGCUCAAAGCCACAAAAACAUAACCAUUGGUAUAACUUUAUUACAUUCUCUAGUGACUAUACUGGAUAUAGAAUAAUUUACGUCUAAUCCUUUAUGUACUUCAGUAUGCUUUAUAACUCCACAGUUAUCUCUAUUUCUUUUUUGAAAAUUGUAACAUACAACCGGUUUGAAAUGCGUUGAUUUUAACAUGUUUUAUAAUAUAUUGUAUCGUCUGAGUAGUUGAAACAAAAUUACAUAAACUGCAUGGAAAUUUGCUUAUAUAUCUUUUUGGUGUUGUAAUAUCAAAGGCGAUUUUUUUGUUAGUUUAAAAUAUUGGGAUAUAAUAAUAAGGAGGCAAACUGACGAGACAAAUGUGUACCAAUUGCAACUUUAUUGUUAGUAAAACCUCAAUGGUUCAAGACUUCUUUUCCAGCAUUUUCAAUGCAAGCCAGCGUUUGAGGUAAAGUAGGACCUUUGGGUUCAGCAUGCAACACUAAGUGGGGGUGUUCUAGGCUGUGAUGGUGUCUUAAUCCAUAAACGGUGUAGAAUUCUUCCGGGCAAUGUUGACAUUGAUAUGGCAUCAGUACCCAAUGGUGAAACAUGUGCUUGUUGCAUUCCGAAACUGACUUGAAUCU
Molecule: messenger RNA, 3853 nt
Organism: Ceutorhynchus assimilis (cabbage seed weevil)
Lineage: Eukaryota; Metazoa; Arthropoda; Insecta; Coleoptera; Curculionidae
Source: the annotation of a GenBank genome assembly